Messenger RNA from Thalassophryne amazonica, 1266 nucleotides. It is a transcript of the gene myd88, whose product is annotated as MYD88 innate immune signal transduction adaptor. Gene Ontology annotation, molecular function: TIR domain binding; Toll-like receptor binding. Gene Ontology annotation, biological process: positive regulation of canonical NF-kappaB signal transduction; Toll signaling pathway; defense response to Gram-positive bacterium. NCBI's taxonomy places the organism in Eukaryota, Metazoa, Chordata, Actinopteri, Batrachoidiformes, Batrachoididae. Gene Ontology annotation, cellular component: plasma membrane. The record is from RefSeq and is a predicted model, not a curated record.
ACUUCCUGGUUGUCAGGUAGCGUCCUGUGGAAGUCGAGUGAGUGCAUGAAGUAGUUUUUCUUUGCCGUGCUACUUUGUAACAUGGCUUGUGCUGAGUCAGAAGAGAACUUGUUUGAGAUUCCUCUCACUGCGUUGAACAUGACGGUGAGGAAAAAGUUGGGACUUUAUUUAAACCCCAAACACGCUGUGGCCGCAGACUGGACGGCGGUGGCAGAGAUGAUGGGCUUCACUUACCUGGAAAUACAAAACUACGAAGCCUCCAACAACCCCACCCUGAAGAUUCUGCAUGACUGGCAGGCUCGGUGUUCAGACGCCACGGUGGGAAAGCUGCUGUCAGUCCUACAGGAGGUGGAGAGAAACGACGCCGUGGACGAUCUUCGUCCUUUAAUAGAUGAAGAUGUCAGGAAGUAUUGUGAGAAUCUUAAGAAAAACAAUGAGCCUCCAGUUCAGGUUCAUGAAGUUGAUAGCUGUGUCCCUCGCACCGCUGAGUUUGCACGUAUCACCAUGGAGGAUGACAAUGAAGGCACCCCAGAGCUGUUUGAAUGACCGCCUUUAUUUGCCUACUGCCCAAGUGACUUCCACUUUGUCCACGAGAUGAUCCGGCAACUGGAACAAACAGACUACAAGCUGAAACUGUGUGUGUUUGACAGAGAUGUCCUCCCGUUCCUGUGUCUGGACAUUACUGGUGAACUCAUUGAAAAGAGGUGCAAGCGGAUGGUGGUGGUGAUCUCUGAUGAAUACCUUGACAGCGAUGCCUGUGACUUUCAGACGAAGUUUGCGCUCAGCCUUUCUCCAGGAGCUCGAAAUAAACGUCUCAUUCCGGUGGUGUACAAACAGAUGAAAAAGCCAUUCCCCAGCAUUUUGCGCUUCCUUACCAUAUGUGACUACACCCGGCCGUGCACACAGGCCUGGUUCUGGGUCCGCCUGGCCAAAGCCCUCUCUCUGCCAUAAUCACAAACCAGCCAGUUAAAUGUGUUCAAACACACAUUUUAUGCUAUUUUUGACAAAAACCCUGCAUUUUGCUGAGCUGACAAGUUUGCUUUAAGUUACCCCUUUAUGUUCUUAUUGAUCAUAAAGCACAAUUUUUAUCAAAAAUGAGCUAUAAAAAUGUCAGAUAUAGGGUUGGGUAUUGGGAACUGGUUAUUUUCGAGAAUCGUUAAGAAAUGAUUUGAUCCACCGACAUCAAUAGCCUUUUUGCUUAACGAUUCCCUUAUUGGUCCUUCGGAGUGGCUGUUGUUUUUGAGGGUGUUUGUCGGGAAAAUGAUC